AUGCCGUACCAAGAUUCUUUUUACACUGAUUUCUUCUUUGAGCCUCUGACUGAAGACGUGGAGGAACUGUUGUCUCGCUUCCAGCGAACGGACUCAGUCAGGUAUGAGGUCUUCUCUGCCAUCUGGAGGGACAUGAAGUUUCCGGACAUCUUCAACGGCAUCACCAGUGGCUGUGAAAUGAAGCGACUCUGCCAUGUGGCUCUGGCCACAGCGGUGAAGUACUUCUUACCUCCGUUCAGCUACCAGAUCAGAGUGGGAGGUUUGUAUCUGAUGUUCGCUUUCUACCACACCCAGCGCGCCUGCACGCCCCUGAAGAUCAGAGUGGCUCUGAAGGACUGGGCUCAUGUUCAGAGCUUCCUCCAUGAGUCUACAGAGGCGCUGCACCAUGAUGUGGUUUACAUCUAUCACAAGCUUGCUGUCAGCCAAGCUUUCCACUACACGGCCAUGCCUCAUUUCCUCCUCUUCCAGAAGCAGCAGAAACCAAAGCAGAGUCUGUUAAUUGAGUUCCUGAGCAAGCCGGCCGCCCUGCAGGAGCUUCAAUCCACAGAAUUCCUGGAAGAGAUGGUGGAAAUCCAGAGCCAAUAUGAGAAACUUAAGAUGACCACCAUGGAGGUCACCGUUGAAGUCAACACCAUUCACUCAGACUUCACUUCCCGCUUAAACAAAUGCAUGUCAGAGUUCAUCGCAUGGCAGCAGAAAGAUUUACCCAAAGAGGAAAAUGCCAGAGAUGAAAUCAAGGAGUCUCCUGGAGAUGCCUGCAGCAGCAGAGCCAGGCUCCUGUCUUCCAUCAAGCAGAAGAGCUACAGUAAUGUCAAGAAGGCCUCUAAGUCCAGGAGGCACAGAGAGGUGGAGAAGGCAGAGCACUCCAGCUCUGGCGGGGAGCAGUCCCAGCAGCCUUCCAGCACCAAGAAGCAAGACUCUUUGCGAGCCAGGACAUGGAAAAACCUGGGAAAGAAGGAUGGCAGAAAAACUCUGGCCUGGCUGUUGAGCACCCCCGAGUUCCUGGAUGAAACUCAACUGCGGCGGCAUAGCCAGCAUCAAUAUGCGGAAUACAAAGUGAAGAAGGAGGCAGGGUAA
Messenger RNA from Cyprinodon variegatus (sheepshead minnow), 1077 nucleotides. Its product is annotated as snRNA-activating protein complex subunit 1-like. The transcript has a single exon. Bases 1 to 1077 code for a protein of 358 amino acids. The record is from RefSeq and is a predicted model, not a curated record. Lineage: Eukaryota; Metazoa; Chordata; Actinopteri; Cyprinodontiformes; Cyprinodontidae. Gene Ontology annotation, cellular component: snRNA-activating protein complex. Gene Ontology annotation, molecular function: sequence-specific DNA binding. Gene Ontology annotation, biological process: snRNA transcription by RNA polymerase II; snRNA transcription by RNA polymerase III.